AUAGAAAAUGGCUGACUGUUUUUACUCACUCUAUCAUGAUAUAAAACAUUCAUACAUUUCUUAAAAAGCACGGGGAAAUACAAUCCCUGAUUCAUACACAUGAUUUUUUUAUAUGUGACUGCUAAAGAUAAAUGUGCACAAUAGUUACUUUACAUAGAUCUAGAUAGAGUUAAAUCUAACCUAGAAAUGGCAACAGAAGCUGUGCAGUGUUUUCGUAGUCAAGUGGACUUGUUUCUGAAAGGAGAUAACUUGUCAAGGAGAUUCCAUGAUCUAUUUAAGUUCAAAGAUUUGGAGUCAGUGAAGAAAAAGCUUGAAAAGAAGAAAUCAAAGAAGAAAAAAUCUAAAACUAAAGAAAAGAAACAAAAGAUUCAGAGAGAGAAAAGCCCAGAGCUGGUAGAGUCAGCCCCUUCUAUAAUCACAACACAUGGCAAUGCUUCCAUGUUCACGGUGUUUGCCACAGUGCGUCAAGCAGUGCUGGCGCAGGCCAUCCGGGACUCAACUCGCCUAUAUCAUCUGGCAAACACUGGCACAGACUCAGAAAGUGACAGUGAUGAUGAAGGAGAAGAGAAAGGAAAAGAUCAGCAGAUAAAGAUUCCAAAAAUUGUUGGUUUGGGGCUGAAUGGAGUCUUUGAGUUAGUACGGGAGUCCAGAUCUCAGUAUCCAGAAUUGUGUAUCAAGGCUCUGCGUGCUCUGUUGGAUUUAUUACAGGGCCAGCAGCCUGAAGGCAUGAAAAGAGAACCUCCAGACAUUGUUGAAAACCUGUUCUCAUUGCUCAUGGAUCUAGCUAUCAACACUGGGGAGGGAGAUAAUUCUAAAAGUGGUGCCUCUAUGAGCUCGUUGGCUUGUUCUGCUCUCAUCAGUUUAACCAUUGCCUUGGGAGACACAGAAAAACUGCUUCGGGCCAUAACUGUUAUGUUGAUGUCCAGACUGGGACUUGAGCAUCAAGAUAUACAGGUCCCAGGCAUUCUAACUUCUUUACAGAAGAGUGUCCAGGCAGUGCUUCUUGGUAAAGCACAGUUGCCUGAUUGGUUUAAUUAUGGAAUUAAAAGUAAAUGUCAAGCACAAAUCUUCAAAUUAGCCAAUGCAAAAGUUGGGGAGUGUUUGGUUGAAAACUCAGCUAUAGCAAGUGAUGGCAGGUUCCUUUAUAUUCUCAACAAAUAUGGCCUGUAUAAAAUUGGUUCUGGAUAUGGAGGAACUAUCAUGGGUAAGCUGGAGAGUCAAAAAAGAGAUUUCCCUGUUCACAAAAACACAUUCUUGGCAUUUGCUGCUGGCAAGCUGCUUUGUAAAUGGGACAGAGGUACCACUCCCAGUCUGUGUGUCAUUAACAGGACUACAUUGGCUCCAGAGAACACAUUUGGCAUUGAUGGUAAUAGUUCCACUCACAGUCUUCUCUUCAGUGAUGGGGAAAACAUUGGCUACAUAGCACCUGCUAAGGAGGAAGACAGCUUUGUCAUUAGAACCUUCAGUCCAGUAAGCAGUCCCCCCAUGUCUCAGAUGAAUGAAGUCCCACUGAAGCUGACAAGAAAGUGUAUGGACUACAUGGGUUCAACACCUUUUGAUUCUACUAAUGAUAAGAGGACUGGUGGUGUGGCAACUGGAGUAGAUGAAGAUGCUCUAGUGAUGGUGUCUGGGAAGGAGUUCUCUCUAAUUAGAACUAUUGGUGGCAAGGUUUUGUUUCAAGGCAAAGCUGCUUCUCUAGGUAUUAAACAAUCUAACCAACCUCAGGGCAAGUGGUCAGAACUACCUAUCACCAAGUCUCCAAAAAUUAUUCACAUUGCCCUUGGCCAUGAUGGCCUGCAUGCAUUGCUGGUUGCAGAUGAUGGGACAGUGUAUUUUGUGGGCACAGCGAGACGUGGAGAGGAUGGCGAUAUCACUGGGGGGAAAGUACGACGUCAACCUAAACCAACUAAGCCUAGAAAAAUGAGUCGGCUUGAGUCCAAAUUUGUGGUGACUGCCUCAUGUAACAGUGCCACAAGUGCUGUGGUAACCAAAGAUGGGGAGCUGUAUAUGUUUGGCAAAGAUAACAACCACUGUGAUCACACUACAGGUCUAGUCACAGACUUGAGAGAUGUUCAGGUAGCUAAUGUAUGUCUUGGGAAAGCCCAUGCUGUGGUCCUGACCUCCAAGGGUCAAGUGUAUACAUUUGGUGUCAACAACAAAGGACAGUGUGGACGGGACUUCAGUACACAUGGAGCCUCACAGAGAGAGGCAGGUCAUACAGUAACAAUGGCAGAAGAUGAGGAGGAAACUGAAGUAGAUGAUAACUUGUGCCCUCAUGGAAAGCACAAAUGGGUUCAGGAAGUGUGUAUGAUUUGUUCUGUUUGUCGAGAGUGCACUGGUUAUGGUGUAAGCUGUGUCAACAGUGGUCGCAAAGACAGAAAUCCAGGAAUGCCCUGUGGUUGUGGCGCUGGAGACUCUGGCUGCUCAGAAUGUGGUGCUUGCAGAGUGUGUGCUGAAGAGAAACUUGGCAUCAAUGAGCUAGAUGAGCGUGGACUCCUGGAUGUCAUGCAACUAGGACGUCGUGGAGAAGUUGGCAAGAAGAAUGAUAAGCUGCAGCCUAAACAAGCUCAGAAACUCUUAAGAGAGAGAAAAAAUAGAGAAGGAGUCCUUGAAGCAGAAGCUGAUAUGACCAAUCUGGUGCGUUUGCCACCAGCAGAGACUGUCAUAGAUGGCUCUGGGACUGUAGUCACACAGAUAGCUGUUGGACUUCACCAUACAGUUGUGUUGUUGUCUAAUGGUGAUGUCUAUGCUUUUGGAAGCAACAAUAAUGGUCAACUUGGGCUUGGAGAUACAAAAAUAAGGGGUAAACCUACUAAAGUACCUCUUCCCUUGGCAGCAACCAUGGUUGCAGCUGGUAGUCACCAUUCUGCUUUUCUUCUGACCAGUGGUCAAAUCUACACUUGUGGAGAUUACCAGAAAGGAGCACUUGGCCGGGAUGAUCCUCUAGGAAAAAGUAAAAAUAGUGGAUGGAACUGUGUACCUGGUCCUAUACCUGGUGUAGGUGCCAAGUUUGGUCGCAGAGCAACAUGGGUUGGUGCCAGUGGAGACCAUACAGUGAUGAGAAUAGAUGAGUCUUUGAUCAAUGCUCACACUCUGAGUAGAUCAAAUAUUUUUGCUAGCAAGACAUGCAUAGGUUUGAUUCCUAGAGGGGAAGACAAUGCAGGGCUGAUUAAAUGUCUUAUGAUUAGCAAAGUUGAUGGAAACUGUAAAAGCUUCAUUGGAGAAGAACAAGAGAACCUGAGCAACCAAGCUGUGUGCCUGGACCCAGUCUAUGAUGUACUGUGGGGAUACAAUCCUAAAACACAAGAGAUUCGGUGCUACAAUGUAAUGAUAUGUGAAGCCCAAGAUCUGAGAAAAAUUGACCCUGGCUACUGUGACAUAUUCAGCCCUGAGCUGGCCAUGCCCACCAGGACCGGUUGCCAGGCGACCCGGUCACACUGUGCACUUCAUAUGUUGGGCUGCUUGGACACAUUGACUGUCGCCCACCAGCUGAAGAUGCAAGUGGCUGAGGAGUCUCGUGAGAAGACUUCAAUCAACAAAGUUUACAGCAAGGAGGACUACACUGUAGUCAACAGAUUUGAAAGUCAUGGAGGAGGCUGGGGUUACUCUGGUCACUCAGUGGAAGCUAUUCGUUUUAUGUGUGACACAGAUGUUCUUCUGGGUGGCUUUGGUCUGUUUGGUGGCAGGGGAGGCUAUAUAGGAAGGAUAAAACUUUAUGAGCUGGGUCCAGAAGGGGGAGACAAUGAAGGAGACGGAGAGUUGUUGGUGGAAACGGAAGAGACUCAAUUUGUGUGUGGUGCCCGAGAGAAGUAUGCCAUGCUGUUUGAUGAGCCAGUUCCCAUUCAGGCCAAUUGCUGGUAUGUGGCUUGUGCCAGGAUAUCUGGUCCCAGCUCUGACUGUGGUGCCAAUGGUCUAUCGACUGUCCAUACUGAUGACUCGGUUGUCUUCAAAUUUAAAAGUUCUAGAAAGUCUAACAAUGGCACUGAUGUCAAUGCUGGACAGAUUCCACAGUUGCUUUACAAACUUCCACCAAGAGAUAGUCCUACCGUGACCAGAAAAGCAGAUCAGAUGGACACCGCACACAUUCUCAGCAAUGACUUCUCCCAUACAGUGACACCUCAAAGUCUUGUGGCUCUGUUGAAACUGCUUGAGUACAGCUGGACUGCACUCCAUGCCACAGUGCCGUCAUCCUCAGGGUUUAAAGGUGGACAGGAUGAAGUUCUCUCAGAUAUACAGAGGAUUGUUUACAUAUCCAGAGCUUGUCUUCGGCUGCUCCGGACCUAUGUAGCCAACAUUUAUCCAGAUGGGGUGUUGAAAAAGAAGACUGCCCCGGAGUCCAGCCAGCUUGCAGAGAGAGUUGGAGAUGCUCGAGAUCUCUUACGGCGAAUCCUGGCUGAGGAUCUUCAUGUGGCCAAGUUUAGGGCUACCUUGAAUGAACACCAGAGCCUGAAGCAGUACAGGCAGAUGAGAGAGGAUGUGUUGAAUGAGUGUCACACCACCUUCCGUGCCUGCUUCCAUGCCUUCUACCCAACAGGACAUUUAAAGUGGUGGUGCUUGUGUGACCUGCUCUGCCAGAUGGAACCAAUACUAGAACGCAGAGGAGCCACACAGCAGAACAGUCCCAAUGUUCUUGGCAUCAGCAGGCUGCUGGCUGCAGUGAUGGAAGCCAUGUGUCACCCAGCUGUGAAACUGACUGCCAUCAUGCCCAUCAAUUGUGAGCCAGAGACAGAAGCCGUCAUAAGGAGGCAUAGCAUGAGCAUUGAUGACAAUACCAACGCCAUGGCCAGGUUGGGGGAAAUGCAGAGAUACCCUUUGCUGGCUUCACACAUGACUUGUAGAAUGGAGGAGGACAGUUUACCAGCUGGCUCUCAUGUUACCUUUAAGGAGGUGUUAGAACGACUUCUCAUGAUUGUGGCCAUACCAGUCAGGCAACUGCUGAACAAAGAGCCCACAACCUUCCCCAAUGCCUUGAUUGCAAACACCUGCGCCUUACUGACCACCAUUAUUGGAGAAUUGGCAGCCACUGCCAUGGGCUUAGAGACAGACAUCAACAUUUCCUCCAGACCAAUGCUAGUCACUCCAAACAGGUUCACCCGAUGCAGCAACUCCUGCCAGUGGAAUACAGGGAAGGGCAGCCCUGAUGGCAUUGCUUUCUCUGUGGACAAGCCAGGCAUUGUCAUGGCAGGCAUCUGUGUCUAUGGAGGCUCUGGAACUUAUGAGUAUGAGGUGGAUGUUAUGAAAGAAGAGAGUGCAGACGGACAGAAACAGAGCAGUAAACCUGAGUCCUGGACCACUUUGGAAACAAUGAAAGGAAGCUUCUCUCAAGAAGACUGUAUGAAUGACAUUGCUGAGAUCAAGUUUGACAGACCUAUCCCAAUAAAAGAGGGACAAAAGUAUGCUGUGUUACUGAAGAACAAUGGACAGAGAACUUUCCAUGGAGAUAGUGGCAUCACCAAAGUUCGCUGUACAGAGGGUACAGUGUUUACCUUCAGCACCUGUAAUCAAAGCACUAAUGGAACCAACAUUAUCCGGGGACAGAUACCUAGUAUACUGUACUACAGUACACCACAAGAGGGUGAGGCCCAGUCCCAAAGCAGUCGCAACUUGAUGGAGUUACUGGCCAGGAGGAACUGUAUAGACAUUUGUGGAGCCAUCAGUCACCUGGCAACAGACUUGCUACACAGAGCCCAUUCUCAUGCUAGCAGUAUUGGUGAAAGUCUAGGAAGCUCCCAUCUCUUCUCAUCCCUUCUUCCUCUGGCCUUAGCCUAUGCUGGUCCAGUAGCUGUACAGGAUCCUAGGGGAGCUGUGCAGAUUCUUUAUUUGGUGCAGGAGAUUCUUCCAGCCGUCUCUGGCUUGACUCGCCUCAUGGUUCCUGUCCCAGUGUCUAACAGCUUGAGCACUAGCCAGAAUGCUGGACAGCUCAGCAGAGUGAACAGCUCUCUGGACAACAGCAUGAGCAGCACCAACAGUCUUUUGGCUGGCGUUGAUGUCAGCUCAUCCACCACCACCAGUCAGCACUAUGCCAUUGUUGAAAGUGACCACCCUUACAAGGCUGCUACUGUAGUCAAUUAUAGGGUUGAGUUUCCCUCCUGUGUCCGCUGGAUGGUCCUAGAAUUUGACCCACAGUGUGCUACUGGACAGCCUGAGGACUCUGUCCAGCUCUACAUACCAGCCUUUGACAGUCUUAGCAAGUCCACUCUUAGUCAGGCCUGUAAAAUAACCACAUCCAGUUCUGAGCUUGACCCAAACACAACACACUGGCCAGUGCUGAAAAAAUUUUAUGGCAACACAGAGUGGCCCAAAUCAGCAGUCAUACUACCAGGUCAUGAGGUGAUCAUAUCUUUAGAAACAGCCUCUGACUAUGUGAAAGAUGAAAAAGCUUCCUUUUAUGGCUUCAAGUGCUCCAUUGUUGGCUAUGAGUGGAGUGCCAAACCAGAAGAGAGCAUUCUAAUGUUGGAAAGAGAGCUGGCAUUCCUAGGUGGCAUGUGCUGCUCUGCCUUGAUGAAAAAAGACAUACCUCUACCAUCUGUGACAAUGGAUGAAGUAGAUGAAGAUUUAGAAGUGAUUGAGGAAGGUGCCAGGAUUGUGUUUGAGAAUCACUCAAGCCUGCUUGAAAAAGGCUUUGCCUUGUCUCAGCCCCCUACAAUCUACCAAGCCUUGGAAGGGAACCUCCCCCUGUGUUGGCAGUCCAAUGAACACAGUUUCCUCAAGGACUUUGUCCUCUGUACUCAGGGCACCAGCGGUGGAAGACUGGCUAGAUGGCUGCAGCCAGACUCUUACCUUGACCCAAAACAGUGUGAGAUUGAAUGUAAUAGAGAUGAACUCAAGUGUAGUUGGCCAGCCUGUGUUACUGUCUACACCAAAGAUCAGUAUGGUCAGUUGGUCAAUGUACCUAACCUUAAGCUUGAAGUCAGGGCUAUUCCCAUUGACCAACAGGAAAUGGGAGAUGAUCUAAAAAAGAUGAGAAAAACCAGCAGUCAUGCCAGUGAAGCCUUUGAUUUGACCUUUGGUGGUCAUCCUCCACCACUGCUGGACACUCCCUAUGAGCCAGUUUUGAAGGACAAGAAAGAUAUGUUUCAUGCCAUCACUGUUAUGAAGGCUUAUGAAAACUAUUCAUUUGAAGAGUUGAGACUGGCUUCCCCUGCCAUCCCUCGACCCAGUGAGAAUAUGUUAGUCAGGGCCAACAAGGAUGGGACUUACACUGCCAACUGGACCCCUGGCUCUGUUGGUUUCUACAACAUAGUCAUCAUCAUUGAUGGUGUUCAGUCUGGUGAUGGUUACAAAGUGGAAGUAAAAGAGCCUCCUCAAGGGGCACCACCACCACUCAUUCUUAAAAAAAUACAAACUCCAAGACUGCGAAGAUUUAUUGCCAAGUACAGUGCUGGACUUAGGAUUAGAAUCAGCCCUUCAUUGCAGAGUGAACAAAUUGGAGUUGUCCCUCCAGGCUGUAUUAUCUCCUUUGUGGAUGAGACCACCAAUGAUGAUGGGAUGUGGCUGCGUUUGUCCAGAGCCUCUUUAUCAGAGUACUGCCUCCCAGAAGAUGGGGGCAGUGGCAGGAUGGAGGGCUGGUGCCUUCAGUACAAUCAACACUUGGGCAAGACUCUUCUGGUGCCAGUGGAGACCCCCAAGACUUCCAUGUCCAAGCACAGCAGCAGGAACUUCCCGGCUGGGGCCGCUGCAGCAGGAGCUGAUAUUGGAAGGAAGGAGAGACGUGGACAUGGCCAGCCUGAUGGUGCUGGGUUCUUUAUGGGUUUAAGUACUCUGAAUAAAGGCCCUGGAACAUAUAUGGUCAUCAAAUGUGGGUCAUCAGGUCACAACAUAAGAGCAAGACCUAGCCUGAAGGCACCACCCAUUGGAAUGAUAACAAAGGGUAAAAAAAUCAAAGCAGUAGAAGAUACAAUAAACAAUGAUGGGGUAUGGAUUCGUCUAUCAGAGGAUUCUGCUGCUAAAUACUGUCAUUCUGCCCUGACCUCAGAGGCCUGGUCAUUGGUGUCUGGUUUGGACAAGGUACAGUACAUGCAGCAUGAAUCAGAAUUCUCUUUUGGGACUAAAGGAAGUGACCCAUUCGCUUUUAGGAGCCUGCCCCCUCAACAAGGGUUUCAGUUUGGCAUGAAGGCAGCUCAAUAUGCAAACACAUUCCCAGGAUUUUUUCCACCAGAGGAAGCUUUUUCCAGAAGUAAAAGUAUGCCAUCAUCUGCUUUUAAUUUUGGUGGAAUAACAGGGUUUCAACCUAAAGUACCCCUGCCCAGGUUUGGGGAGCCACCUCUCUCAGCAGAUGAAGAAAUUUCCAUGCUGACGUUUCCUCCCCCUCCUCCACCUUCAACCUCCUUCAAUGAAGGGUACAUUGAGGAGGAUGAGAGCCUUCAGAAGGCCAUGAUUGCUGACAAACUGCUACGAGCCAGGCAGAGGUCUGGAUCCUACCCCAAUCCAUUUAUAUCAGUUCCUGCUAUGUCAUCACGGCCUCAUGUUAAACAGCAACAACGAACUCUUUCCAUGCGCAAAGUUUCGGAUCCGAAUGUGGCCAGACUGACUUUGCAAGACAACAAGGAUAUACCUCCUGAGCUGCGUGGAGUACCAGUCAAUGAGUUGGUCAAGGCAUUAGACCAUGCUAAGACUGACAAAAUGAAAAACCGUUCCACUUAUAUUUACUGUGAUGACGAUGUUGUCGCUUGCCCUACUUUCACUGCUUUGGGCCUUAAGUUGUGCUACCCUGCCAUCAAUCCUAAAAAGCUAGCCAGAUUAGUUGGUGAAUCUCGAGCCAAUGGCAAUGGGCCUACCCCACAGCCUUCACCUCCAAGCUCACCGAAAACAACUUCCAGGGAAGGAAGUCCCAAGUCUACUAGUGACAGAAAGUCUUCAGAAUCACCAAGAUUUGUUAGAGAGUCAUCAACAUCUAAGGAUGAUCUUUAUAAAACACCACCUUCCAGCCCAGUACCAUCCAAAAUGGGAAGAGCCCCUCUGCUAAAAGUUGAUUCUUUUGAAAAAUCGGCCACUCCUACCCCCCCUGCUACUCCGCAGGCUGCCAGGUCAGAUAAGUUUACAGAAUCACCAGCGUCAUCCUCACCAAAGCAUAAAGACAGUAGCCUUCAUGCUGAGACUUUGAAGUCAAAAAUCUCAAGUCUGCCUAAUGAUGGCUACCAGCCUGUUACAAUGAAAACUGAACCAGAGAAAGUGGUGCACCAUGUCACUUUUUCACCUGAGCUUGAGCAGAUCUCCGGUGUGACCUCCACUUCUAGUCUGCCUGCAGCUCCUCAGCACCCAAGUUCUGGGACUCUCGUCAAAGUGGAAACCCCAGGGAACAAAGAAAAGGGCAAGGUUGAUAACAAGGGAAGCUUGAAAACAGAUGUAGGCAUUAAGAAAGAAAGCCCUGUAGCUGUGGUGUCUCCUACAGUUAAGUCCCCUGUGGCACCUGCAAAAGAUGCUUCAGAUACAGGUUUGACUGGAGGCUUGGCCAAUGGUGGAGCAAGGUCAAGGCUGAAAUCACCACCUUUCAGAAAUGAAAAUUCUCCUGGCUUGGAUGUAGUGGACAUUGGUGUGGCAGGAGCUAGUGGUGGAAGUGGUGGUGGUGGUAUGGUAGCUGCUGGGGCUGCCUCUGGUGCUAGUGGAAGCUCUGGGUCACGGAAAUCCAAUAUGUUUACCAUAGGAACAGCAUCACCAAAAGAGGACGUCAGGUUGUCUCCAAAAUCAAACAGAAAAGACAGAAGCCGAUUGAGUCGAUCGAAACGUGAGCGUGCUGCCUCGCCAACACAAGACACUUUGCCGAUACAGCGCAGUCGUUCCUCCUCAGCAUCCAAGAUACUGGAGAGUAACAGAGGUGUCUUAGUAAAGGAAGCUCUGUCCCCCGCUGCUGCAGAGUGUCUCCGUGCUGUCUUUGCUGCCUUCAUGUGGCACGAAGGCAUAGUCCAUGAUGCCAUGGCAUGUGCCUCAUUUCUCAAAUUCCACCCAGACCUGACCAAAGAAAUGUCCAAAUUUGUAAAGGAGAAGAAAACCCAGACCAACAUUGAACCUAAGAGACAGCGCCAUGCAACAGAGUCAAGUAAGGACAAAUCUCACAGAAGAAAAGAUAAUAUCAAUGAAAGCAGAGUGAGGUUCAACUUGGAGCCACAGUAUUCUGAUAUUGAGAGGGAUCCUAAUGAUGAUGUUAGGCCAAGGUCAGCCUCAUCUAGAGCUACUUUGGUUUCCACUUAUGAUAUCCCACCCACCAAGACACUGUUGUGUGAAUCUAAAUCUGAUGCUGACGUAGACAAAACAUCCAAAUAUGAUGGAGCGCUGAAGAAACCUGUAGAGAGACACAAGUCUGAAGGUGGUACAGCUAAGUUCCAAGAACAGGUGGCUCUGGCGGCACAACACAUAAAAGGAGAGAAGGAGACCCAACUACCAAAGACACUGCAGCAUCUUGUUCACUUCUGGGAAGAACUGUCUGAGUCAGUUAUCCAGGUGAUGACCCAGGACUCUGUGCGACCUAGUCCAGCUAUGGCUGCCAGAAUUAAGCAGCAUGAGAGGAGAGAGAAAGACAAAGAUAAGGAAAAGAGGAUGAAGAAAAGAAAAGGAAUUAAAGCCGCUCCCAUGCCGAUAAUAGAUCCUGCUGGCGGAGUUGGAGGCUUGGGUAACAUAGCUGUCCGUGCCCAGGGUCUAUUUGGAGAGGCUAUGGUCAGGAUGUUCCGUCCACCUGGAGGGGCAGGUGGUGAUCUCGGUGCUGCCGCAGCUUUGGCAGCUGCUGCUGUGGGAGAGGACACUUACUGUGAGCUUUGUCAGGGUAUAUUUCCCCAUCCAGUUACCUACCACAUGCGUCAGGCUCAUCCUGGGUGCGGCAAGCAUGCCAGUGGCAAGGGCUACAACUCCAGUGGGAACUUUGGAGGGGGCUGGGCUGGAAACUGCGGUGAAGGGGGCAUAGGGGACUGCUCCUGGUACUUGAUGUGUGAGAAGUGCCGGGAGAAGUACAUGAAGGAGAAGAAGCCGUCCAAAGACAAGGUGCGAAGGGGCAAGAAGAAGAGCUCCAGCGCCGCCAGCAAACCAUACAACUUUCUGACCCCUUUGGAGCCCCAUCACAUUCUCAAGAACAAUGCCCAGUUCUUGCUUGAGCUGGCUAGUGCUUCCUGCCUGACACUCCCUGUUCACAACAAGACCAGACCUCUGUCACUUCCCCGCACGACUGACAUGUACCUGCCUAGUGUCAGUGAGGCAGAACCAGAUCCUUUCCCCCCUAUUCCGUUCCAGUAUUUAAACCUUCACAACGCUGGCAACUCAGACUCUGCCUUUGCUGAGGAUUUCUUUGCAGAUCAGGAUAGAUCAUUUGUUAGGUCAGGCUCCAUGAGCAUAGCAUCACAGCAGCGGUCUAACUUACAGUUGCAGCGACCUCGUUUGCCAACAGAGCCUCGCCAUAGUCCUUUGGCAAGGUCAGGUUCCUUGGGCCAAGAUACAAGACCAUUUUCCCAGCUGUUACCUGCCCUCAAGCAUGAGAACACAAGAGCCAUGCUAGAAAAGCAGCCAAUGACCAAGAGUGCCAGCACCAGCCCUGAGAAUGAACAGGACAGUCACAAGAAAGCUUUUCAUCGUAGUGUUUCUGAGUACGUAACAGAGAAUGAAGAUGAGAAUGAUUUUGUCUUUUCUCGGGCCGUGUCAGUCUCCUCAAGACGCAGGAAUAACAGUGGCAGUGUCACAGAUGGUGGUGCUUCUUUGCUGAAGCACCCAUCAGUUGCUAUGACAAGACUGAUAUCUGCUGUGGAAAAACGCAAUGGUGGGAAGACUUUGGAAAGGCCAGUCAUGGAAUUCAUUGUCCAACGCCAUGAUCUUGAAGGCUUGCAACUGGCCAUGAAACAGGCUCUUCGCAAAGCUAUGUGCAGAGUUUUUGCUCUCCAGGCAAUGAACUGGCUCAUCAGGAGUGUGGUCCAGCAGGUCUGUCUGCAUGAUCUGUUGUGGUUCUUUGUUGACUCUCUGGUUCCCAACACAGAUGAGGAUGUUGAGGCUGGGGAGGAAGAGGGGGAGGAGAAUAAGAAGAAAGAUGUGAAGAAGGACGUGGAGGACACUCCAAUCUGUGACCAUCCCAUGUCUGACAUCAUUGUGGCUGGUAAAGCUGCUGCUCAGCUGCCGGAGACAUUCCACAGCUUGCUGCAAACUAUCAGUGAUGUUAUGAUGCUGUUGCCGAUGGGUUCUGCACUACAGCAAAUGGCUGUCAGGUGUUACUGCCUGCAGUUCAUGCAAUCAGACCACCAGUUCCUCCAUGAAUCUCAUGUGUUUAGUAACCUCAGUCGCAUCCUCAGCAAGUCAGAGGAGGAGCCGGAAGAAGGACUGCUUGAUUCAUCCAUGAUCAGAAGAUCUAUGUCUGUUUGUGACUCGCCAUUUUUUUAUCACAAUGUAUUGAGAAGUAACAUAUAUUGUUUUGUGUCUCACAAAGUGCAUUGCUUAAAGGAUCUCACAGGAAUGACUGACUUCAAGGCUUCCAGUAGGCAAGCUAUGAUUGGCAGCUUAACAGAUAACUCCACUGAAACCUUCUGGGAGAGUGGUGAUGAAGAUCGCAAUAAAAUGAAAGUUAUUACCAUCACCUGCUCCAGUAAAACUACACCCAGUGUAAUAUAUGUGCACAUUGAUAACAUAAGGGACAUAGGGAACAAAGUGUCCAACCUGACUUUCAGUGCUGGUACCUCAGCUGAUGAUUUAAAGAAAAUUAAACAGGUUGAUAUUGAUGUACGACACUGUGGUUGGGUCAACUGUCAGCUCCCAGCUUCAACCAACGCUCCCACCAGACAUCUGACUGUAGAACUCAAGGGUCCAGAUCAGAGCUUGAGGCUACGACAACUUAAAAUCCUUGGCUCCAUUGAGGGUGAAGACACAGAGCUGGAAGUGAAGAAAGGUGCAGCACAGAUACAACAAGAGAACUGUGAGGCAGAGACACUGAAAGUCUUUAGGAUUCUUACUUCACAGGUGUUUGGUAAACUGGUGACCAGCCCAGAAGAUAGUGAGACUGAAGAGGACAAGAAGGAUAAAGUGGAUGGGGACAAUGACCUGAAGGAGCAUAUGGUCAGCAUUUUGUUCAGCAGGAGUAAGUUGUCUCACAUGCAGAAACAGGUGUGUAACCACAUUGUGCAGGGCAUCAGGAAGGAGGCUAUCAAGAUGAAGGAAGAAUGGGCUCACUCUCUGCAGAACCCCAAUACCAUGGAAGACGUCCACGGCUCAGAUGUUUACUGCUUUGAGCUGGUCUCCAUGGUUGUGGCUCUCAGUGGGUCAUCAGUGGGCAGAAAGUACCUGGCACAGCAGUUGGACCUGAUUCAUGACCUGUUCAGCCUUCUGCACACUUCCACUCCAAGGACACAAAGACAAAUAACUAUCAUCUUUCGCCGAGUUCUUCCAUGGGUGAAGCCUCAGGUUCUUGCUCCUAUACUAAACAUUCCCAGUCUUCCUCCACCAGACUACAAUAUUGUUGGGGAGUCCCAUGGGGAGUCCACUUUUGACCCAGAUGUCCCAGGCAUCCUGGAUGUGUUCCUGGCCUGCGUGGCCAAGUCUCUAAAUGUUCAGAUGAAGAUCAAGAGCUCUGGACCCUCCAAAGUCUGCACCACACUGACCAUGUCUCAGUGUUUGGAAGACUCGGCCAAAUCUGCCAGGUGGUGGAUGAGAGGCAAGAUGGACACUGCAUUGGCUGUCAGUAUUAUGGAACUGGUCAAAGAGAUGGCAGCAGGUAGACUGUCAGAGUCCUGGGCUAUCAACACCAAGGCUGCAAUAGCUGAAGCCAUUCUUAACAUGACCAAAUUGGAUGAGAAUCAAAGAGAUCCACAGAACUGUGUCAAAACUCCUACUCUGUGGCUUGCAUUAGCCUCAUUAUGUGUGCUAGAUAAAGACCAUGUGGACAGAUUAUCCUCAGGAGAAUGGGUCUCAAGUCCUGAUCACCAGCAUGGUCAACCCAGGCCUACAUGUGAUAACCAUGAUGACAGUGUCACACCAGCCAUCAUCUUGUGUACAGAGUGUGGAAACUUGUGUGCAGAAUGUGAUCGUUACCUCCACUUACCUCGCAAGAUGAGGUCACAUCAGAGACAGGUUUUUAAAGAAGAAGAAGAAGCCAUUAAGGUUGACCUCCAUGAAGGAUGUGGGCGUAUCAAACUAUUCUGGGUCAUGUCUUUGGUGGACUCCAGGACACUCAAAGCUUUAGUUGAGUUUAGAGAAGGUAAAGUUUCCAAUGCAACAGUAGGACCAGGAACAUGCAGGUUUUGUGGUCGCACAAGUAAUACUGGACUCCUAGCUAUUGGCAAUGUUUGUUCUGAUCCAGAUUGCCAAGAACAUUCAAAGAAUGCUUGCAAUAAGAUCUUACCAUGUGGGCACCUGUGUGGGGGCAUAGCUGGGGAGGACCCUUGCUUGCCUUGUCUUCAUCGCUGCCGACCAUUUGACCAGGGGCAGCUGAAGCAAGAUGCUGAUGACAUGUGCAUGAUAUGCUUCACAGAGGCUCUUUCUGCGGCACCAGCUAUAAAGCUGACCUGCUCACAUUUGUUCCACCUUCACUGCACUAAGCUGAUUCUCCAAAAGAAAUAUGUUGGGGCUAGAAUAACUUUUGGAUUCUCUCUCUGUCCUAUUUGUAAGACCAGCGUUGACCAUCCUGCCCUGAAAUCUUUACUGGAGCCAAUCAGAGCCCUGAAGGAGGAUGUGAAGAGAAAAGCAUUGAUGAGGCUGGAGUACGAGGGCCUGGACAAAGCUGAGGCCAUCGCAACACCAGGGGCCAGGUUUUACCAAGACCCAGCUGGUUAUGCUAUGGACAAGUAUGCUUACUAUGUGUGUUACAAGUGUAAAAAGGCUUACUAUGGUGGUGAAGCGAGAUGUGAUGAAGCUAUAGGAGGUGGGGAUGACUUUGAUCCAUCGGAGCUUGUCUGUGGUGGUUGCUCUGAUGUGUCUAGGGCUCAGAUGUGUGCAAAGCAUGGAGCUGACUUCCUCGAGUACAAGUGUCGCUACUGCUGCUCGGUGGCUGUCUUUUUCUGCUUCGGCACCACUCACUUCUGCAACCCUUGCCAUGAAGAGUUCCAGAGAGUGACAGCCAUACCAAAGAAGGACUUGCCACGCUGUCCAGCAGGACCUAAAGGUGUUCAGUUGGAAGGGGAAGAAUGUCCUUUACAUGUAAAACAUCCUCCAACAGGGGAAGAGUUUGCUCUUGGUUGUGGAGUGUGUCGCAAUGCCCACACAUUCUAAGACAUUAAUGAACAAGGUUAAUCUGACUAACAUUUUUGUCACAUCUACAAUCAAUGCUUAAAUCUUCAGUAUUUAGCCACCAAAACUUAAUGUCUAACUUUUUUUUUUUACUACAAACAUAAAAAUUGUUUCUUUUUUAUAUAGCUGAAAGAGUUAAGACAGUUUACAGUUUUGUUGUACAUUAAACAUAGUGUUUUUUGUUUUUUUUACAUGUAUCUGUUCAAUUAUGAUUUAUUAAUUUAUAGUUCUUCAUUUUUGCUCAGUUUUUAUUUUCUGUAAAUCGCACAUGUGCAAUCUUUGAUUAGUUGCUCUAUCCAAGCCAGUGUUCUAUUUUUUGAAUACAUUAUCUCAUAUCUUACUGAGUCGAGUAGACUUUCAAAGAAUAAGAAUUUUUUUUUUGGCUUGAUAUAUUCUAAAGAUUUUAAUUUCCAUUGCCGUGUAAAAAGUAUUUGUGUAUUUCACUUUUUUUUUUAUUUGUAUAUAAAUUGUUGCCUGGUUGGGGUAAGGCAUUCAUGUCUUAUUGUGAUAAUUACUUCUCAGAUCCUAUCAGCAAAUUGUUAUUUCAGUAUGCUAUAUAAAUAUAUAUAUAUCUAUUUAACUAUACAGUUCCCAAAAUGACAACUUUGUUGGCUUGUUGUUUCAUAAACAACUUCAGUUUUUUAAUUAUUUUUUUUUUAUAUUCUAACUUUUCAAUCUUUGUGUUCUUUUUAUAUGUAUGCCUUACCAUUGGUCAAAGUUGAGUGAUGUAGAAGAGUUCUGUUCGUCUGGUAUUGUUGUGAAGGUAGAUUUACUCCUCCGGAAUCACAUGUCAUGUCUCACGUCUGCUUGUCUUGUACAAGUGGUGAACUGUUUUUUGUUUAUUUUGUUAAAAUAGUGAUAGGUUAUCCUUUGAUUUUUUUUUUUUACCUGUGUUGAUUUUGUUCUCUUUUUUUUCUUUUGUUGAUGCGUUGAAAAUUACAAAUGUUUUUUUGCUUAAUAUUUGAAUUUGAAUAAUAUUAAAUAUCAUAGAGUUUAAUAAAUCACAUAAACUUCACAUUAUAAUGUUGUGAGUUAAUAUAUAAUUUGGUCUUUCAAUUUUGUUGUUACUUAACAUCUUUUCUCAUUUUAAAAGAGUGGCAAUCCAGAGAGUUGCUUGUUUAUGACUUACAGAAUUGGAAUUGCUUCAUUUAGUUGUAUGGAUUUUUUUAAUGGUACAAAUAUCUGUCUGUUGCCUACCAUCUUAUCAGCACUUUUUAUUCUUAAUUUGUGUUUAAGGUUAUUUUAUUCUUAAACUUUUCUUCUAUUAGAUCAGUUUGAGCUGUCUUCAAGCAAAAGACAUGGAAAAUAUUUUGUUAGGUGGCUGAGUGGUUAAGGGCUUGGCUUCCAAACCUGGAAUCCUGGGUUAGAAUCUCAGUGAAGACCUGGAUUUUGAAUUUUGGGAUUUUUAGGGCGCCCCUGAAUCUACCCAACUCUAAAAGGUACCUGACUUAAGUUGGGGAAAGUAAAAGUGGUAGGUCGUUGUGCUGACCACAUGACACCCUGCUAGUUUACCUUUGGCUAUAAAAAUAGAUAACCUUAACAUCAUCUGCCCCAUAGAUCGCAAGAUCUGAAAAGGAAACUUUUACUUUUUUACUUAAUUCCAGAGAUGAGCUCUCUGUGAUAGUUGUAGGUCUCCUAUUAGUGAGUUGUGAGUGGCAUUUUAUUUAGAGUAAUAGAAUCCUAAAUCCAGUCAUUCCUAAAGCAAUACCCCUCACUUAAGUACAAUUUGACCAACUCCCUUAUUCUCUUUUAUUGAUAUUAGGGACAUCCAAUGACCAUAAAAUAAAGAAUUGCGAAUACAUACUUUCAGGGUUGUUUGAUUUGUAAAUUCUUACAUUCUAAACAUUUGUUCUUCUGUCAUAAUGUAAUCACUUGGUGUAAUGUUAUUUCAAAGCUAAAAUGCCAGGUUUGUAUGAUAAAGGAGACUAGAAUGUGCAUGAAACUUAUUCAAAUGUUCUCUUUAUUUCCUCAUUUUACAUUUGGAUGUCAUUGUUGAAUUUUGCAGUUUUGACUUAGACAAUGUUAGUAUUUGUUUGCUUUUUGUUUGUUGGUUUGUAUUAUUAUUAUUUAAAAAUAAAGUGUUUUUUUUUAAAAUAAAUAUGCAUAAAUAACAGAGCCAAGAUGGAA
This is a messenger RNA of Biomphalaria glabrata, 17310 nucleotides long. RefSeq names its product E3 ubiquitin-protein ligase MYCBP2-like. Gene Ontology annotation, cellular component: nucleus. The transcript is spliced from 97 exons. Bases 187 to 15165 code for a protein of 4992 amino acids. Lineage: Eukaryota; Metazoa; Mollusca; Gastropoda; Planorbidae. The record is from RefSeq and is a predicted model, not a curated record.